AUGGAAAGAGCUGAAGGUAAGAUUACACCUGCUAGCAAAUCAGGUCAACUCCUGGAAAAAAUCGGGCACCUGAACUUGCUAGUAAGAGAUGUGCUUCUGAAAAGUGAUCUGGAUAAUGAAGGUAUAAUGGACUUUGUGCUUAGACUGAUCUCUCUAACAAAAGAGCUGAGCAGAUCUCUCAGUCAGCAGCUGGAGAACAUUAUGGAAAGUAUUCAAGACACCUGCCACUUGCUGAGUGUUCUUCAUGACAAACACAAGGAAUUGACUGCAAGUCCAGAGUACAAUGGAAUUAUAGAUUGUCUGCAGAAAGUGAAGGAUUAUUUGAUGAAUACAGUCUUACACCUUCAAGAGACAGAAAAUAAACUUUAUGUCUCUAGCUGCAGACAAGAUGAUGAUUCUCAGUUCCAACCUGCUCAAAAUGCUUCUAGAGAAACAGAUGUGCGUUGUUCUGAAGGAAAAGCAACAGAGUCUGUGCAAGCAUCUUCCAGUCCCAGUCAGCAAUCCCAGAGAACUCCUUCCCUGAACAAGACAGAAAGUCAGAAUGUUAAUAAAAACCAUCUAAGUGAAACUAAGACUGUGGAAAAAGACAUUGUUGCAUCAUUAGCGGAAAAUGUAUCUUCUAUAGAACAGGACGUUAGCAGAGAACCUCCAAUGAAAAAGGAAGAUGGUGAACACACACUGCUAAUGAACUCUGUUACAGGGAAAAAAGAUUGUAAUGCAAAAGAUAAACCCCAUGGAGGUAGCUCUGUUGCUGGAAAGUCUCCAGAACUGGCUUUUGAGGACACUCUUAUGAGCAGGGAGGAAGGUAUUCUAUCUGGGACAUCGAAAGACAUUUAUGACGGAACUGUCAUGAAUCUUUCUGAAAAGGAAAAAAAAGCAGUAAUCAAAGAACCUUCAGAAGGGGUAGAAAGUGAAGAACAUAGACUGACAGAGAGAACAGAAGACAGUAAAAUGGAAACAAAUAAUGAGAUUUGUAAGAAUGACCUAAUUACCUUUACAUCUUCAGCACAAACAAAUAAUCUUACUGCUGUGAAUCUUUUUAUGAAUGAGUCAGAAAAAGUUCAAAAAUCUAGGCACUGGAUGAACAAAGAAUUUCUAGUGGAAGAGAGUGGUAAGAAUGAAAAAGAAGUAGCUUGUUUUAUUAAAGCCCCUGCAACUGCUCUGGAGAAUCUGAAGUGUAAGAUAGUCAACGACACUAGUUCGUUGGUGGUGGAUGAUUCGGAGGAGCUGGUCAGCAAUGUCAUCAGUAUUGAAUGCUCUGAUUAUAAGAAAACAAUCCCUUUCCCUAUCAACAUUGCAAUCCCGUUUACUUCAUGCUGCAGAGGAAAUUAUCGGGAGAUUAUGGUGAAGGUGACUGACGUGAACUUUCAAUCAAACUACUUAACUCCUAUUUCUUUGGAGGGUAACCAAGGAAACUGUAAGGAAAACUUUGCAGAAGUGCAAAUUUAUCAGCUGGGUGUUUUUUCUGUGUUGUCAUGCUUAAAGAGAGAAAUAUUUACUGUUCCAAAGGCAGGACUCUCACAAAAGCUGAACGUGGAUUCUAGAAUCUCUUUUUAUUACCGUCCAGAAACAUUCAGUUCUCCAGCACCCAUGCAGUUAAAGGUUCAGCCAAUUGAACCAUCAUUGGUUUCAACAUUGAAAGCAAGACACGAUACAUACCACGCAGUGGUAGCUACUAGUGCACUGGUUUAUGUCCAGCAUCCUUCAGCCCAAACAUUUAACAGCUCAGUCACUGUUACUCUACCCUGUUUUCCAAACCCAGUAAAAAAAAGACAAGGAGAUGAGACAGAACAUGUGAGAGCCAUUAGUGCUACAGCAAAGAGGGUUGCUCUGGCAUACCAACCUCGGGCUGUGAGUGCUUCUGUGAGAAAAAAUGGAGAGAAUCUCAGUGAUACUUUGAAAUUAGUAGGUCACAGAAACAAGGAAGAGGGGUGGAAGGUGUUUGACAAUGUUAUUAUCCAGAAUGUUCGGAAUGGGCUUGUAUCAUUUGAACUAAAUGAGCAUUUAGAAAGUUUUGUUGUCAUUCGCCUUUCGUUCCUCUUGGAAAACACGCAUCUUCUCCUCUUUGCUCAGGCUCUGGAAGAAGCUGUUUGUAGCACAAUGGCUAAUGUGAUACUAUAUCGGAUUUUUAAGAGAGAAAACCCAUACAAAAUAGUAGUUUUGCUAUCUGCAUCCAAAGAAUUGACCUGGGAAAUUCAAAAUCUCCAUGAGGAGGGCUACUUUGGUCCCCCAGAACCUACACAGCAUUUCUCAUUAAGAGAAGGAGAGCAAGUUCAUUUUAGAUUUAGAGGAAAUAUUUUUGCUUCAGAGAAUGGAAAAGAUUUUGGAAAAGUCUACAGGCUGAUUUUUCAUUCACAAAGAAAAGCCAGGCUGGAGCUCCAAAUUAAAGAAGUGGAUGAAUUUGGUAACUACAGUUCACCUCAUUACAAAGGAACAGCAGUGUUUUAUAAAAUUACCAGAGAGAUGAUAACCAAGGAAUGGGAACAGACCUUGCCAUAUGCUGAAUACCAACCCCAUUCUCCCCUGUGUAAAUUGGCACUAACAUUACCAAAGGUGAGAGUCACUGAUGGAGCAGUUCUGCUCCAACAGCAAUGUACAAACACCCUCAUAAUUUCUCUUAGCAGGUGGGAUGAAUCCUCAUCCAAGCGAGCCCUAUGGGACAACUUGCUAUAUUGGCUUGCAGAAGAGCUUGCAGAAGAUAACACGUCAUUGCCUGCUUUAUGCUUACCUGUACGGCGGAGCGUACUUCAGCUUGUUAGGCUGAAGUGCCCUGAUAAUUUAACACACCAGAUCUAUGAGCUGCUUUGCUGCUGGAAAAAGACCCUUCCAAGGUCAGCUGAUAAACAGCAGCUCCUGUCUCGCUAUUUGCGGAAGAGUGGCAGAAGUGAUCUUUCAGAAGAACUUCGUUUUAAGUGGCAAAAUAAAAUGUUCAUUUGA
Messenger RNA from Pterocles gutturalis (yellow-throated sandgrouse), 2937 nucleotides. RefSeq names its product death domain containing 1 (gene DTHD1). Gene Ontology annotation, molecular function: protein binding. Gene Ontology annotation, biological process: signal transduction. The record is from RefSeq and is a predicted model, not a curated record. NCBI's taxonomy places the organism in Eukaryota, Metazoa, Chordata, Aves, Pterocliformes, Pteroclidae.